This is a messenger RNA of Hemibagrus wyckioides, 2286 nucleotides long. RefSeq names its product transmembrane p24 trafficking protein 9 (gene tmed9). Bases 13 to 888 code for a protein of 291 amino acids. Gene Ontology annotation, cellular component: COPII-coated ER to Golgi transport vesicle; endoplasmic reticulum-Golgi intermediate compartment; Golgi apparatus. The transcript has 5 exons. Gene Ontology annotation, biological process: intracellular protein transport; Golgi organization; endoplasmic reticulum to Golgi vesicle-mediated transport. NCBI's taxonomy places the organism in Eukaryota, Metazoa, Chordata, Actinopteri, Siluriformes, Bagridae. The record is from RefSeq and is a predicted model, not a curated record.
UCAUUUCUAUGCAUGAUGGCAGGUCUAACUUCCUUCUCUAGACGGUUACAGCAGGGCCAUCCGUGUAUUACCGACGAUGAAACCGGAAAGUACUGCUUAUUGGUCAGAAGAUGCCAGAGCUGUGCUUGUGAUUGGUCGACAGCCUGCGAGCGUUUACGUGGCACUGGUGGCCCUGCGCAGACUCAGUGCGCACUCUUAUUUCUUCGCAGUGGCUACAUGAUGGUGUUGAAAAUGCAGUUAAUGCUAGCCGCAUUUUUGUUUCUGAAUGUUUGCUGCAGUCUCGUCUCUGCACUGUACUUUCACAUCGGCGAGACUGAAAAGAAAUGCUUCAUUGAAGAAAUUCCAGAUGAAACCAUGAUAAUCGGAAACUAUCGAACACAGCUGUAUGACAAGCAGUCAGAAUCGUACCUGCCUGCCACACCAGGGCUCGGGAUGUUCGUGGAAGUUAAAGACCCUGAUGAGAAGGUGAUCCUGUCUCGUCAGUACGGGUCAGAAGGCCGGUUUACCUUCACCUCCCACACACCUGGUGAACACCAGAUCUGCCUGCAUUCCAACUCCUCUAAAUUUUCUCUCUUCGCCGGUGGAAUGCUUCGAGUUCAUCUGGAUAUCCAAGUGGGCGAGCAUGCGAAUAACUAUGCAGAGAUUGCUGCGAAAGACAAGCUGACCGAGCUGCAGCUGAGAGUGCGCCAGCUGGUGGAGCAGGUUGAUCAGAUUCAGAAGGAGCAGAACUAUCAGAGAUACCGUGAAGAGCGCUUCAGGCAGACCAGCGAAAGCACCAAUCAGAGAGUCCUGUGGUGGUCUAUUGUCCAGACGCUGAUCCUGGUGGCUAUCGGUUUCUGGCAGAUGAGACAUCUUAAGAGCUUCUUUGAAGCCAAGAAAUUAGUGUAAAGUGUGUGUGUGUAUGUGUGUGUCAGUGUUUUUGAUUCAGUAUGCAGUAUACAGCUGAUUGAAAAGUCAUGUCUAGACUGCUGAAAUGAACCUUUAAGUUGAAACGCCUCUCUAAAUUUCUCCCAGACUUGCAUUGAGAUUAUUUCACCAUAUUUUGUUUGUAUGCCACUUAACUGUCGGCUGUGUACCAGUUGAUGACCUUAGGCCAAAACCACAUUUUUUUUUUUUUUUUUUUUUGUUUUGUUUAUCAUGAAUGAAUGGACAUUUCACAAGUCUGAAUAUGAUCUGAGUUUUGUCUCUGAAGCUUGGAAGCAGGAGUUUUGUGUGAAGUUGUCCUACACUGAAGAUGCACACAUUUACUAGACACAAAAUCAACUCUCAGAUCCUGUUGCUUUGUGUACAAUACUCUUUUUGUGGGGUUAGGAUUUAAUGACGUAUGUAAAGUUUGGUUAUUUCAGAGUGAAUAUCUGUCCAUAAAUUUUAUUUAAUAUUCAUUUGUUCAGUUAGCAUGAACUGUUUUCCAGCCAAAUGGGUUCAGAAGGUUGUUUACAGCUCUAGUAGAUUUUCUCAAGGCAGUAGCACAGACACCAGAUCUGUCCUGAAAAAUGAUGGUAUGUUUCUCCUCCUCCUCCUCCCCUCCCUGCAUUAUAUAAUGCAUUGAGGGGAAACAAAAUCUACAAUUUGGGGUUUGAUACUGUUCGAACUUAAAUUUUGAAUGCUUUUGGAGGGGGAUGCAGAAUUAUAAUGUUCUAUUACCUGUUUAUUAUCUGGAACAAUAUUUUGGCUUGUUGUAGGUAAUAGUCACUUUUAUUAAUGAACCACUGUUAUGUGGUUUGUUUAGAAUUCUAAUGUCUCAUCCUGUUUCUACCUUUUAUUUUAAUAUCCUGCAGUUAUCUUGGCCAUUUUUUCCCGUGUGCUCAGAUACUCAGGUAUUUCUGGAUUUGAUAGAAAUGACUGUCACCUCCUUUUUUUCAGGAAGAGCUGCAAUAUCAACCCUGCAAAUGAAUACGGUCAUCCUCAGUGCUCUCUAAGGCUGCAUUUUUGUGUUUCAGUUCAAUUUUAUUACUUGAAGUUUCUUUAUCCCAUAUAAAUUAUUGUUCAGCUUUAUUCCUUUUAUAGGUCCCCCCCCCCACUUUUGAAUCAUGUAGGAUGUGACCCAUGUAUUUCUUUUAAUUUGGGGUUCUUCAUAGACAUUUGUUGGAUGAGGGUUUAAGGCUGAGGGUUUGAGCUUUUUAAAUGACUAGAGGGGAAGACUGUGUUGUGAUGUGUUCAUGAUUGCACUCAAAUAAAGCUUUCAUCUCCCUCCAGUUCACUAGUAACAUCUUUUAGAAUAUACAACUGUAAUCUACUUUUCUAUGAAAGCAGCCAUUAAUUUAAUACAAAACUUUAUGAACUAAA